AGUCGGUGAGGAGGUAUAACGUCGAUAGAAAGAUGGCGCGUUGGUUGCCAGGAGAACCCUGGCUGCUGGUGGUGGAUCACUCCGAGGGGCGGAGUCCAGGUCUAAAAGGCCACAAACGUUUCGGGGCUCUCGUGCUGACCGCCGGAUUAGACACGCUUGAAUUGGUCGGCCAGCGGACCGACAUCUAAGUGUUUCACGCCUCAGAUGACCGUUAUGACGCAGGCAGCAGCGGUGGAUGAAGGACACGGGUGGACUAGGAACUCAUCUGGAUCGAGUCAUGUCAAAAGCACGGUUCUGGAACAAAGAAUCGAGUGUUGAAGGGAGAAUCAUUUUGCUGCAUGGUGCAGGGCACCGGACGACACUCUGAAGACUUCUAUAACAGAUCCCACACCAACAUCAUCCUUUUGUUGACUAAAAGCAUCUCGCUUGAUUGCAACAUGAACAGCUAUAAUAAGUCAAUUCAGGAGGCUGUCGCUUGGAAAAGUCAUUACUGAAGAUUUAUGGGAUACGUUUAUUUUUCAAAGAAAAUAGAAUACCUACCUGCUUGAGAUAUCAGGAAACUCAGAUUUGAUUGGUCGCUCGCCUCAGAUGCAAAGACCAAAAUGACGCAUAAAGGCCAGGGUGGUAUCAAUCAACUUGGGGGCGUGUUUGCCAAUGGUAGACCCCUCCCCAUCCACAUACGUCACCGCAUUUUGGAACUGGCUCAUCUUGGACUCCGCCCAUGUGAUAUCUCGAGACAGCUACUCGUAUCCCAUGGUUGCGUCAGUAAGAUACUGAGCAGGUUUGCUGAAACGGGCUCAAUCUUACCGGGAGCCAUUGGCGGGAGCAAACCCCGUGUGUCCACUCCCGCUGUGGUGACACGCAUCGCACAGUACAAGCAGGAGAACUCCUCCAUGUUUGCCUGGGAGAUCCGGGAGCGAUUGCUCCUGGAUGGAAUAUGCAGCAAGGAGACACUGCCCAGUGUGAGCUCCAUCAACAGGAUCCUCCGAAACUGCUCCUCCGAACCCGAAGACAGAAAAGAGAAUUUGAACGAAGAUCCAUUGCUUCACACCAAAGAUUCGGACUGCCUUCACCUACCAAGCAGUCUGUCUCCCACAUCACCGAGACGGUUUCCCGAUGACAGGAGGUCCCUGUCGACGUCACCGACCGACGUCUCGUCCAUGACGCCUUCAUCGCGACGAUCGUCCUUUGCCGUCGACGACAUUUUAGGGCUUCGAGACUCCCAGCCGACAAAGAGAUCAAGAAUUGAAAUCGUCAGGAACGAAAAGGGUAGUCCUGACGAACCAGAUCAAAAGAAGGCCCGACGGGAGUCGGGGGAUGUUGGAGAAUCCGAUGUUAAGAAAUCUGUAAAGCGCCAUCCAUCAGACAUUGCUCUUCCCCAAGCAGAAAAAUGGCUCGACAAUAAGGCACUGAAAUUAUUACAGCAGCAUUCUGGAGCCGACGGGUCUAAAGCAGUGGUCGAAUUACCUCCUUCGACGACAUUUCUUCCAGCCCGACAUCCAUCCAUUCCCCCUCAUCAUCCACUGGCACGAUGGGCGUUACCAUUCCUUACCCUCCGAGGAGGGCAACAAUUCCCACAGCACCAAAGACCGGCCCUACCGUUUCACCCCUCUUCCAUACCCCACCACCCCUAUCACCAUCCCCAACCCACGAUACACCCUCCGCACAUCAUACCUCACCAAUCUAUCGUGCCUCAUCCCGGCAUUCCGCAUCCUGCCAUGGUGCACCCGAGAUUCGCUCUUCCGAUCAUGGAUCCAGACGAACGUGAUGUUCCCGCGGGAAAAAGGAGCGCUCUCAAACCCGCCAUUAUCGGGAACGACAUCAGGCCCCGCAUCAUGCCGUUCUGUAUUCCCACCGCUGUUCCAAGUAAACUGAUAUCAUCAUAAUGAAAUGCAUGCUUUCCAGCAUCUAUGACUAUCAUGAUACCUGAUUUUGAGACUAUUGUGCCUUUUGAUCAAUCAAAGUUGUACAUAAUGAUGACAAUGCUGAUUUUUUAUUCCAAAGCGAAUUGACAAUCGUAUCUUAGUAAUGAGAUUCAUCUACAUUUUGUUUUCAGUCACGCUAACGAAGAAAGCCUAUGAAACUUCUCAAGAUUCUCCCCUCCUCAUAAACCUUUACAAUAAUGUAAUAUGAUAUAUCUGAUAACCACAACUAUUAGGUAUCUGAAACAAUAAUGGUUGAAGUUUGUUUGUCAUUGAAUCAAUUUCAUCAGCAAUAGUGUAAAUAUUAAAUGUUCAACACACAUUUUCCAAUAUGUUGUGCUCUACAGAAGUCGAAGAAUUGCAAAAGUCAUAAUAUUAUGACUUACGGGAGAAUGCGGACAUUUUUUUU
Molecule: messenger RNA, 2331 nt
Organism: Lytechinus pictus (painted urchin)
Lineage: Eukaryota; Metazoa; Echinodermata; Echinoidea; Temnopleuroida; Toxopneustidae
Product: paired box protein Pax-5-like
Exons: 6
Coding region: 603-1886 (427 amino acids)
Biological process (GO): regulation of transcription by RNA polymerase II; anatomical structure development
Molecular function (GO): DNA-binding transcription factor activity, RNA polymerase II-specific; RNA polymerase II cis-regulatory region sequence-specific DNA binding
Source: RefSeq, a predicted model, not a curated record